AUGGAAACCUUACGAAUCUUCUUUCUUAUUUUCGUAGCUGACGCAGAUGAUUGGGGAAAAGUUUAUCCAAAUAUGUCUGGAGAUGGUGCCCUUGGUAUGCUUAUAAAUCGUAAAGCAGAUAUAUGCAUUGGAGCUAUGUACUCGUGGUCCGAAGAUUACACAUACCUAGACCUCUCCAUGUAUCUUGUACGUUCGGGAAUAACAUGUCUUGUACCAGCGCCUUUGCGACUGACCAGUUGGUAUCUUCCCUUAAAGCCUUUCAAAGAAUCUUUAUGGGCUACAAUUUUAUUAUGUCUAUGUGUGGAAGCCGUAGGAUUGGUUUUAGCAUAUAAAAGUGAGCAAGCGCUGUAUGAACAACCUAGUUACCGUGUGGGCUGGUGGACUUGCAUAAGGUUCGGAGUAUUUACCACCUUUAAGCUUUUCAUAUCGCAAUCAGAAAACAGCAAGGCAUAUUCACUGACAGUUCGUGUACUACUCUUUGCCUGCUUUCUUAAUGAUUUAAUCAUAACCAGUAUAUAUGAUGGUGGGCUUGCCAGUAUAUUGACAAUUCCCAGCCUGGGCGAGGCAGCCGACACCGUCCAUCGUUUACGAUUGCACCGAUUACAGUGGGCGGCUAACUCUGAGGCAUGGGUCUCUGCCAUACGCGCUUCUGAUGAGCCUUUAGUGAAGGAAAUAUUGAACAAUUUUCACAUCUAUAGCGACGACGAGUUGCUACUCUUAGCCCAAGGCGAGGAUAUUCGCAUUGGAUUUUCGGUGGAGCGUCUGCCAUUCGGUCACUUUGCAAUUGGGAACUAUUUGGGGCCUGAAGCGGUUGGUCAGUUAGUUAUAAUGAAGGACGAUCUUUAUUUUCAAUAUACGGUGGCUUUUGUUCCCAGACUUUGGCCCCUCCUUGAGAAAUUCAAUACUCUUAUAUAUAGCUGGCAUUCUUCUGGUUUCGAUAAAUACUGGGAAUUCCGCGUAGUGGCCGAUAACCUAAAUCUGAAGAUACAGCAACAAGUCCAAGAAACAAUGACAGGAAGUAAAGAUAUUGGUCCGAUUACGCUUGGCAUGUCAAACUUUGCGGGAUUUAUAAUUGUCUGGAUAUUGGGAUCUGCUAUAGCUACGUGCAUUUUUUUGGUAGAGCUGUUUACAAAUAUUUUAUAACAGGGUAACUUGAUAUAAAUUUUUUUAAUAAAUAUUUUCUUGGUUCUAAUCGACCGAUUUUGUGAAAUAAAGUAUAUAUUAGUAAUUGUAAUAGGUUCAUUGGAUAGAGUUUAGAGCUUCUAAUAGUAUAACCACGCUUCUUUGUAUCGUUGUCUGAAACAUAAAGGUGAUAGAUUCCGAAAAGUUCUUGGUGAUCAAGCACUUCACGCAUCCUGUUACUUUUUUUAGUUUGUCACUUUUGUUGCCAACUCCUUGCCGAAUGUCAAUUAGUGAAAGUAUGCCGUCAAUUUUGUCAAAAACAAGAAGAUUGGAGCUUCAUCUUAAAAGAUAUCUGGAAAAGUGCGGUCGAAAUAUAAUGAAAUUUUACUUUGGAAUCUGCAUAAUAUUCUUAUUGCUAAAAACUGCAAAUUUGCAAUAGUUGCUGAAAAUCGAGCUUUUAAAAGCACCCCAUAAUGUUACUCCAUGUAAUGUUCAAUCCUUAUCUAAUGAUUGUAGUUCUGCUGAUGACUCGAAAUCAGACGAGAUAAAUUCAUUUUCAUUUGAAUCCCUACAGAAGAAAAUUAAAUAAAAAAAAAUUUCGUUGAAUAUUUUCAAGGAAACACCAUAAUAAUGGGUAAAACUAACCUUGAUAUUAAAAAUAAAUUAAAUUUUAAUAAACAGUUUUAUUUUU
Molecule: messenger RNA, 1813 nt
Organism: Drosophila yakuba
Lineage: Eukaryota; Metazoa; Arthropoda; Insecta; Diptera; Drosophilidae
Gene: Ir41a
Exons: 4
Coding region: 1-1143 (380 amino acids)
Cellular component (GO): membrane
Molecular function (GO): ligand-gated monoatomic ion channel activity
Source: RefSeq, a predicted model, not a curated record